AUAAUCAAGGAGAGCUAUUCCUGAGCGGUGAGCUCCCAGAUUGCUCAGAAGCCAUCCGCUGGACUGAAUGUUGCUGGAAAUGAUGUCAACGUUUGGGAUGGAUGUGGCACGCCUACUCAGAUGACAGGUGUGGAGAUGUGUGGCACCUAAGGCACCACAGGCAAAUGCAUUUGGAGCAGCCAGCCAAGCCAUUCAGGAGCAAGGGAAAAUGCUCUGAGACUGCUCAUCUACCUAGGAUGCUGCUUGAGAUGGAACUGAGAACCUCAGCUGUUAUGGAAACCCACUAAGGCUCAGGUGGUCACUUCCCAGCAUGGUGAAGAGAUGCGCCAGUGGCUCUGCUUGGAAACACUGCCUCGAGCCAUGCUAAACCCAGCUCUGCAGCAGUCAGCAGGCAUGAGAACUUGAGCACCCCUAAUUAACCUGAUUUUUUGCUGAUAAUCACUCACAAUGGAAUCAAAUCACAAAUCCGGGGAUGGAUUGACCGGCACACAGAAAGAAGCUGCCCUCCGUGCAUUAAUUCAGCGAACGGGAUAUAAUUUGAUCCAGGAGAAUGGGCAGAGGAAAUACGGUGGCCCACCCCCUGGCUGGGAUGGCCCUCCGCCAGAGAGGGGGUGUGAGAUCUUCAUUGGGAAACUACCUCGAGACCUUUUUGAGGAUGAACUUAUACCCCUGUGUGAAAAAAUUGGCAAAAUCUAUGAAAUGAGAAUGAUGAUGGACUUCAAUGGCAACAAUAGAGGCUAUGCAUUUGUAACCUUCUCGAAUAAACAGGAGGCAAGGAAUGCAAUAAAGCAACUCAAUAACUAUGAAAUUAGGAAUGGGCGUCUCCUCGGAGUCUGUGCCAGUGUGGACAACUGCCGUCUGUUUGUGGGGGGGAUCCCCAAAACGAAGAAAAGAGAGGAAAUUUUAGCAGAGAUGAAGAAAGUCACAGACGGAGUCGUGGAUGUCAUUGUCUACCCUAGUGCAGCUGAUAAGACCAAAAACCGGGGUUUUGCCUUUGUGGAAUAUGAAAGCCACCGGGCAGCAGCGAUGGCCAGGCGAAAAUUGCUCCCAGGAAGGAUUCAACUGUGGGGACACCCUAUUGCUGUUGACUGGGCAGAACCAGAAGUGGAGGUGGAUGAAGACACUAUGUCAUCAGUAAAAAUUCUCUAUGUGAGGAACCUCAUGCUCUCAACCACUGAAGAGACCAUAGAAAAGGAGUUCAACAACAUCAAACAAGGUGCAGUAGAGAGAGUAAAGAAAAUCAGAGACUAUGCCUUUGUGCACUUUAACAAAAGAGAAGAUGCAGUCCAUGCUAUGAAAGCCUUGAAUGGGAAGGUGCUGGACGGGUCCCCCAUUGAGGUGACAUUAGCCAAACCCGUUGACAAGGACAGCUAUGUUCGAUAUACCCGGGGCACAGGCGGCAGAGGAGCUGUGCUGCAGGGAGAAUAUACCUAUGCCUUUGGCCAUGUCUACGACCCUGCUGCUACCUACUUGGGUGCCCCAGUGUUCUACGCACCCCAAGCCUAUGCAGCCAUACCCAACUUCCACUUCCCAGCCACCAAGGGCCUCGGCAGCAGGAGUAUCAUCCGGCCCCCAUCCAUCAGAGAAAUUUACAUGAAUGUACCUGUAGGGGCUGCGGGAGUUAGAGGACUGGGAGGUCGCGGCUAUCUGGUGUACACGGGCCUGGGGCGUGGAUACCAGCUCAAAGGAGAAAAGAGGGGAGAGGAUAAACUCUACGACCUCUUGCCAGGAAUGGAGCUCACGCCGAUGAACCACGUCACACUAAAACCACAAGGUGUCAAACUUGCUCCUCAGAUCUUGGAAGAAAUCUGCCAGAAAAAUAAUUGGGGACAGCCUGUUUACCAGCUCCACUCUGCAAUUGGCCAAGACCAAAGACAGCUCUUCCUGUACAAAAUCACCAUCCCUGCCCUCGCCAGCCAGAACCCCACCAUCCAUCCCUUCACACCUCCCAAGCUCAGCGCCUAUAUCGAUGAAGCCAAAACCUACGCUGCAGAGUACACCCUGCAGACACUGGGGAUUCCCACUGAAGGAGCAGAGGUACCUCCUGCAGCACCAGCUUUUCCAGGAUACACCAUCGCUAAUGCUGCAACAACAGUCACAGCCACUCAGCUCAAACAGGCAGUGACGAUGGGACAAGAUUUGGCCACAUAUGCAGCAUAUGAAGCCUACCCUGCCUUCGCAGUUGCUGCACGCAGUGAUGGCUACGGAGCAUUUUAGCCCCGUCUUUCUGAGUUUGCUUAAAUUAGACACGGGUAGGAAAAUUCUCAGUCUGGUAAUUCUUACACCCUCGUGAUUUUAAUCUAAUCUCACACCUGAAGUUAAUUUUUAGUCAGAGUCUCUUUCUGUUAGCUCUUUAGUUUCAUAGUAGGACAUUAAGGGAAAAAGGAAAAUUAAAAAAAAUUACUCAAAAAUCAGAUUUCACAUUAGAAAGCAAAAUCUCAGCCCAGGAAACCAGUGGUUCUCAGGUGUGUGUAUGUAUAUGCGUAUAUACACAUAUGAAUAUAAACACCAUUGUGUGUGUGUUUACAAGCCACAAACCAUACUGAAAUAAGCACCUCCAACCUUUCCCCUGAAGGUUUUGAUGUGGGGCCGGGGAAGGAGAGGGUGUCCCAGCAAUCCCCAGUACACAGCAAGACUAUCCUCUGUUCACCCCAAGCCAUCAGCCAGGCAUACCCCAUAAUUUCUCCAACCAGGCAGAAAACAGCCAAAGGAAAAAGCCAUUGAUCAUAAAUGUGGCUGCCCAGACUUACAGGCUUCUUUGUACUCUCCUUAACGUUAAUCUGAUUUUAACCAAGAAGAAAGCAUUCAGGAGAGAUUUGUCUCUGGCUUUGCUACUUCCCAGCUGUACCUACAAUCACAAAACCACAAAUAAUGGCUUUUUUCUCCCUCCCACCUCCUACCCAGUGACAUAUUCAGUGAAAAACAGGAACACUUUUUCAACUAUUACAGCUGAGGACCAGAGAAGUGCUAUUUAUUCAGGCCAAUUCUCUACUUAAUUAGACCACGAGAGCUCAGCCAUUGCCUGGUAAUAAGAGGCAAUGCUACACAAAUAAAAUGAUACGCAAGCAACUACUCCAACAGGGUAGAAAGAGCCCUGUCUGGAUGGUAACACUGCUUUAUGCAUUAAAGCAAGGCUACUGUGACUCCUGCAAAAGUUAAUUUAGCAGAAUGGUCUUCACUGGGGCAACUCACAUCUGUCAGCAGUGCACUUUGUGUUCUGGUAAGUGGUGUGUCCAUACACCUUGGGGAUGCUGAGAGUUCCCUCUGGUUUAUGGCAGGAGGGAAUUGUCGCUUUGUUUUAGUCACAGGAAGAAGUAGUAACAAUGCCUUAAGAUACAGGAUAAUGCUGAUAUUAGAUAACUACGGUGCAUGCUUUAAUCCUCCAGUCCAUGCAUGCUAAGACAACUUGAAACAGCUCAGCCUAGCAUGCUAACCUGGAGAAUAUAUGACCCGAAAGGCUGAAUCCCUGACUGGUUCUACCAUGCCACUACUUCACCUCUAUAUUUCCCUCCUUUGGAGGGUGAACCCAAAUUUCUUAGCCAAAAUCAUAAUAGCAGAAGUCAUCCAGGAUGGGCUGGCUUUGCCCAUCAGUUCCAACUGAUCUGACCUCAAAUUUACCAUCCAGUCUAAAUGAGGUACUAUGGCACCAUGCGAGUGGUUCUGUCAUUCAAAAUGGAGCUUUUCCCACAUCCCUAUAGCUGUACCAGCCUCAGUGGUCUGGGGCAAAGUGCUGGUGAGCAGGUACCAAGUGUUUUGCGUUCUCAUACUUGGGCUGACUUGAUUUUGCUUAGGAAUGGAACAAAAACAUGUAAACUGUAUAGUUUUGUGGCACUAUGAGACUAUUUCUAUUUAUAAAGUAGCUCAUUAGGAUGGUCCAAAAGGUAUUACAGCCCUCUGUGGUUACUGUUCAGCACACUUUGAUUUGCAGAAAAUGACAGUCCUGUUCACAGAGGCUGAAAUAACCAAGAGUGUUACUGGUACUGUGGCUUUACUUUCUCUUCUCUCUGUUUUGUGUUUGAGAAAACUGCCAAUGAAUAAUAUAUCCACGUGUCUCUCUAAGAAAAAAAAUACUGAAAUUGGCAGAAAACAUUUCUUGCUUUCCUUGUUCAGUAACUUUAAUCUGCUUUUUCAGUUAUUUAUAUAAGUUCAGAAAGAUGUCAAAGAAAAGGACAAGAAACAGUAUUAAAGUGUGUGCAUGAAGCACUUAUUUUUGUACACUUAGUACAAUAUUUGUAUAGAGUUUUAACACUGUGAAGUGUAGAAAAGUCACAUUAUCCAUUUACUGGAGGACAAUCAUGUAUGUUCAAAGACAAUGAAGUGAAAAUAGCAUCUCAAUCAUCCAUUAUGAGGAAGUGAUAACCGGAAUUAAAUUCUGUGAAGCAAAUCUGUAAUUCUAGAGUAAUCAAAGGGCAUUAACUGGACUUUGAAAUCUCAUUAAAACUUCUAAAGCCAA
Messenger RNA from Gallus gallus (chicken), 4453 nucleotides. RefSeq names its product APOBEC1 complementation factor (gene A1CF). The transcript is spliced from 13 exons. Gene Ontology annotation, molecular function: mRNA binding. Lineage: Eukaryota; Metazoa; Chordata; Aves; Galliformes; Phasianidae. The coding region runs from base 448 to 2217 and encodes 589 amino acids. The record is from RefSeq and is a predicted model, not a curated record. Gene Ontology annotation, cellular component: nucleus.